UCUUCUUCCAUUCACAGUCCUUUCAUGCGUUGGCGCAACAAUGGCAUGACCAUGUAGUAAUGCGUGCAUUCUUCAUAGUAAGAGAAGAGAUGGGGUGUAGCAUUGUGCAUUGUUCAUAGUAAGAGAAGAGAUGGGCAGGUUCAUGGCAGAGCUCCUCCUCUUACUUGCUCUCGUCGCCAGCAACAGCUGGCACGGAGCAGUCGUCGGGCUACAUGGACACGGCGUCGCCGACGACAAGGCCUCCGUGGUCAUGCCAAAACACGACAUCUCCCUCGCCAGCUUCACCGACAAGAGCAGCAGUUACCUCGGCCUCAUCGGCGGCCUCGCCAACCUGCCGUUGGGGCGGAACACCAUGGUGUAUGCCGCCCCGGUGCUCUCCGCCUACGACCUGGCUGCCGACGCCAAGCCGGUCAAGCGGGCGCUGGCCAUGGGAGCUUUGGUCGACUUCGCACACGAGAAAGCCAAGAACACCGUCGGUGCCGUCACCUCAAAUGAAGGUAAACCAGGUGAUAAAUCAAGGCUUGUGCCGGGAAAAAGGACUAUCUGCAGCUGCAAAGAGACCUUCGAUGACACACUAGUGCUCGCCGGGAAGCCCACUACCUUAAGUGAGCAGCCUAUCCGCAAAGGAAAAGCCUCGCAGUACUUGUCCCUUCUUCAUGGCAGCAAGCAAGUCCUGACAGCUAGGGACAAGCAGGGUUCUGCGUAUGGCGUGAUGACAGGAUCAGCUGGGAUGAUAUAUGAAGCUGUGUUGACUGCCUUUGCAGCAGCUGCCAUAAUCGCGUGUGGGUGCUGGGGCAUUGUGACCCGUACAUCUCUCAGCCAGAAAGAACGCACGGUUCUUGUGCUUGUCCUCAUUCUCUCCUCCAUGACGCACGUAGGCUGCGUGGAUGACGGCGACGAUGACGACUACGAGGAUCCCGAUCCCAAUCCCCCUGUACAAGGAGGAGGAGCAGGAAACAAUCCCCAGCCUGGAGCAGCACCCACGCAGAUAGAAGGUUUAGUGAAUGUAGCCGUGGACUUCCACAUGAGUGAUGAAGCUGGCGGUGCGCUGUUUCUCAUCCAGUAUGAAGAGCAGAUGGGAGAUAAUACGGAGCCAAUUACAGGGGGGCACUAUAUUACUCCUCCAGAAGUUGCAAAGCCGCUCAGGUGGAUCACUGUGGGGUUGCCACUGCCAGAUACACAGGUAUUUGCUAGCUUAUUGGUCAGAGGGGACAAGGGGUACAAUAUGGGCUUCAUAAAUGGAUACGGACUCGCCUGCUGCACCUCAGACGCCAAAGGAGACAAGGUUUUCCCGUUCGAUGUGGAAGGCUGCGAGGACUUGGGGUUCGCCAGCGACUACCGUGGCCUCACUGAUACUCCAAAAGGGGAUAUUAAUGCAGCUCUGGAAAUAGAGAUUGGCCAGGAUGUGGCACUCAAGGCAGCAAGGGUUCUUGCGGAGUACGGGCAUAGCCAUCGUGCUAAGGAAUUAACAAGGCAGGCCAUGCGUGACCUCACAGUAAUGGUCUGUGAGGGUCCAAGAAUCAACCGUAUCGGGGAUAUAAUGAAACACAGAUGGACGACCAGAACCAGGCUUGUCAAGGAUGCUGUUAGACUCAUAUUCAAAUGGAAGCUCAUGUCCGUGCAUAAAUGUAUCGGGAAAGACAUGGUCGGCAAGGUCAAUGGAGGCUGGAAACUAAUAGCUAUUGGCAUAAAAACGCUGGUGGAUAUUGACCGCGAGCUGGGUAUGGUCAAGUACUCUCGGGCUUGUGAUAGGAUUAGGUUUCCAAGACAGAAUUGAUAACUCAAAAAUUGGACAUCAUUGACACCAGCAGCGAAAGAGUGGCUCACCAUUCUUCAGCGACUCCUCGCUCAUACGGAUAUCCUGUAGCAACGACUUUGGGGUUUGUUGUGCUGUGCCCCCAGCCAGAAUAAAUUUGAACUCCUCCCUCAUACGGAUAUCCUGUAGCAAUGACUUUGGGGUUUCUUGUGCUGUGCCCCCAGCCAGACUAAAUUUGAACU
This is a messenger RNA of Triticum urartu, 1998 nucleotides long. RefSeq lists its product as uncharacterized. The record is from RefSeq and is a predicted model, not a curated record. Gene Ontology annotation, biological process: negative regulation of translation. NCBI's taxonomy places the organism in Eukaryota, Viridiplantae, Streptophyta, Magnoliopsida, Poales, Poaceae. Gene Ontology annotation, molecular function: rRNA N-glycosylase activity.